Lasiodiplodia theobromae is the source of this 999-nucleotide messenger RNA. RefSeq names its product Short-chain dehydrogenase/reductase SDR. The record is from RefSeq and is a predicted model, not a curated record. The coding region runs from base 1 to 999 and encodes 332 amino acids. The transcript has a single exon. NCBI's taxonomy places the organism in Eukaryota, Fungi, Ascomycota, Dothideomycetes, Botryosphaeriales, Botryosphaeriaceae.
AUGCCUAUUUCCACCGCCCUCCAAAUUCUGCACUCCCAGCUCUUCGUCACGGUACCCAAGCCUACCGCCAGCUUCAAAGAUCGUGUCGUCAUCGUCACCGGCGGCAAUGUUGGCCUCGGCCAAGAAACAGCGCGUACCAUAGCUUCCUUGGGCGCUGCCAAAGUCAUCAUUACCUCCCGCUCCACCGCGAAAGGCGAAGAGGCGCGGAACGACAUCAUCUCCUCGACGAAGUGCGAUGAAUCAACGAUCGAGGUCUGGCCCCUCGACCUCUGCUCCUUCGAGUCGGUGCGUGCCUUCGCCGAGCGCGCUCAAUCGCUCCCCCGUCUCGAUGCCCUCAUCUGCAACGCCGGCAUCGGAACAACCGCGUUCAAGCUCGCGGAAGGCCACGAAUCGACAAUCACGACCAACGUCAUCUCCACCUUCCUCCUGUCCUUGCUGCUUCUUCCCAAGCUGAAGGAGACUGCCGUCAAAUUCAACAUCCUCACGCACCUCGACAUCGUCUCCUCCGAUACCCACUUUCUCACCGACUUCCCCGAAAGCAGACUCCCCGGUCCGAUUUUCGAAACCCUGAGGAGCGAAGAGAAGAGCAUGAUGUCGGACCGCUACCACGUCUCGAAACUGCUCGAGAUCUUUUUGGUCCGCGCGCUGGCUUCCUCUCUCGCAGCUGCGCCUUAUCCCGUCGUCAUCACUUCGUCCAACCCGGGAUUUUGUACAUCAAGCUUGCGUGACGAGGUCCGCGAAGGUUCGGCCGUCGCGCGUUGGGUGAUAUGGCUUAUCGAGAGGUUGGUUGCGCGCACGGCCGAGGAGGGGUCGAGGAAUUUUGUCAUUGCGGCCAGUGCUGGCGAGGAUUUCCACGGCCAGUGGGUGAGCGAUGGCAAGGUGCAGCAGGUGGCGCCUUUCGUGUUGAGUGAGGAGGGAGAGAAGGUUCAGAGCCAGGUGUGGGAGGAGUUGUGUGCGAUACUGGAAGAGGCUGUUCCCGGAGUCACGAAGGGCCUUUAG